Molecule: messenger RNA, 2066 nt
Organism: Meleagris gallopavo (turkey)
Lineage: Eukaryota; Metazoa; Chordata; Aves; Galliformes; Phasianidae
Source: RefSeq, a predicted model, not a curated record
CGGCUCCGUCCGUCCCGCAGAGUCGCACUCCCUGCGCUACUUCCUGACCGGGAUGACGGAUCCCGGCCCCGGGAUGCCGCAGUUCACGGCCGUCGGGUACGUGGACGGCAAAGCCUUCGGGAACUACGACAGCGAGCGCCGGACGGUGCGGCCCAUCGUGGACUGGCUGCCGCGGGAGGACCGGGAGCACUGGGAUGCGGAGACCAAGAAGGCCCGGAGCGGCGAGCUGGAUUUCUACGUGGGUCUGGGCUGGCUCCGGGAGCACUACAACAAAAGCGGAGGGUCUCACACGCUGCAGAAGAUGUUCGGCUGCGACAUCCUGGAGGACGGCAGCGUCCGAGGGUACGAUCAGUAUGCAUUUGAUGGGAGGGACUACAUCGCCUUCGAGAUGGACACGAUGACGUUCACUGCAGCCAACGCGGUCGCACAAAGCACCAAGAGGAAAUGGGAGAGCGAAGGGACGUACGCUGAGAGAUGGAAGCACGAGUUGGGGACCGUCUGCGUUGAGAACUUGAGGAGGUACCUGGAGCACGGGAAGGCCGUGCUGAAAAGGAGAGAGCGGCCUGAGGUGCGAGUGCGGGGGAAGGAGGCUGACGGGAUCCUGACUUUGUCCUGCCGCGCUCACAGCUUCUACCCGCGGCCCAUCACCAUCAGCUGGAUGAAGGACGGCGUGGUCCAGGACCAGGAGACCCACUGGGGGGGCAUCGUGCCCAACAGCGACGGCACCUACCACGCCUCGGCCACCAUCGAUGUGCCGCCGGGGGACUGGGACAAAUACCAGUGCCGUGUGGAGCACGCCAGCCUGCUCCAGUCCAGCUUCUUCUCAUGGGAGCUGCAGCCCAACCUGAUCCUCAUUGUGGCUGGGGCGAUCAUCACCGUCGUGGCUGUCGUGGCUGUCGUCGCUGGAUUGGUGGUGUGGAGGAGCAAGUCAGGGAAGGAUGAGAAAUGUUACAGAGCAGAACUAGGCCACGAUGGGGAAUCCAGCAGUAUGGCCACAGGGAGUGAAUUUUCUGCCUGAGUGCUGUGCUGCUCCAGCUAGCCCUGUGUGCGUUUGGAGUUUGUGGGGGCCCUUGGUGCGCUUCCUUUCUGGAGUGGGAUUUGGCCGUGAGCUCCUUGUCCACCCACGUGGCAAUUUUGGACCAAUUGUGUUGGGCUUUUGAGCCCUGAGCAGAUCCUCGAGCAGCAGCAACCCGCUUCCUUCCUCCCAGCCAUUAACACACACGUCCAGGUAGAUCCGCGAGGAGGCCGCGGUCUGCUCUCCCCAAACCCGGGUUUGGGAGCUCCAAGGGAUCCUGAGCUCCACCUUCCCACAGCCAACGAUUCCGGAUCUGUACGGCUGCGGGCAGAGCGCACAGCCAGCUCCGAACCGCCGAGUUCAGAGCUCAGCCUCUGCAGGGACCGCCGUGGGUCGGUGCUGUGGGAGAGGUUCUCCAUCCACGCACCUCAUCCACGUGUACGCAACACCCCUUCCUUCCUCGCUGUCUUCCUUCCCCGCUCGCAUGAGGCUCAUCGGUGAGAAGCAGCCUCCUGCUUUGUCAGCGCUCGCAUCUGUCAGAUAACAAAAGCAAGCUUGGAUUUUCGCUUCAUUUUUCCUGCUGAGAUCUCCGUCUGCAGAAGGAGCUGGCAUUUGCCGAGGGGAUGCCUGUAAGCUUUGCUCCGAUGUGCUCCUCUCCUCGAGUUACCCCUGAGCCGUUGGGAUGGGAGCAGCCAGGUUCUGGGUGCUGCACCUUCUGCACUUCUGCUCACCGUGCACGUGGCGAGGGCCAAGAAGUCUCGCCCCAGUAAAUCCACAGGAACUGAUUCUAUUGAGGAAAGUAAUCUUUGCGCCAUCGCAUCUCGUCUAUUAGAACCUCUUCUCUGCUUUUCUUCUAUUCCUUCCACGCUUCCCGGUCUUAAUUUAACCUCACGUCUCCCGUUUUACACCAACUUUGCCGUAUUCAGCACUUCUGCCAUUGCUUUACCUUUCCCUCCUGGAAGGAGGCCUCACUCCCCACGCUGUCCCCACCCACACAGACGCAUUUUCACCAAUUCUGCCUUUUAUUUGAACAGAACAAAGAGGAAAAAAA